This is a messenger RNA of Calidris pugnax (ruff), 4018 nucleotides long. RefSeq names its product RUN and SH3 domain containing 1 (gene RUSC1). Lineage: Eukaryota; Metazoa; Chordata; Aves; Charadriiformes; Scolopacidae. The record is from RefSeq and is a predicted model, not a curated record. Bases 242 to 3529 code for a protein of 1095 amino acids. Gene Ontology annotation, cellular component: cytoplasmic vesicle. Gene Ontology annotation, molecular function: protein binding. The transcript has 9 exons.
GAUCAGACCCCAGCGCCCGGCUGCAGCCCCUGCCCCGCUGGACGGGCCUGAGCUCGGUGGGGCGUGUGGGGCAGCCCCCCUCCGCUGGGUGUGUUCCCGUCUUUGAGCGCACAGGCCAUCGCACUCAUCCCCUGCAGCCAUCCCUUCCCUGCUCCGUGGCUGCCACAAGGGAGCUGGAUGGUCUGAAGAGAGGAGCUGUGGGGCUCUCUGGGGAGCCCUGGCAGUACUAGUGAGCAACGUCAUGCUGUCUCCUAAGAAAAGCCUUCUCUGCAACCUCAACCACAUCCAUCUGCAGCACAUCUCCCUGGGGCUGCACCUCUCCCGGCACCCAGAGCUCCAAGAGACCUCUGCCUCCAUGGGUGGAGGGGACCAGAUUGGCUGCAGUGACUGCCCGGAGAACUGUGAGCAAGUGGAUGCCAAUUCCAACAAUCCCUCCUUGAAAUGCCGGUGUUGUGAGUCCCACACGCAGCAGCCGGUGACGUUGGGUCUCCAGAAGCAGACAGCUCAAGAGGGCUUCCCCUACCUGCAUGCUGAGGAGGAGGUGGCUUCCCCUUGUGAUCCCCCUUGUGAUCUGGCUUCCUCCUCCUCCUCCUCCUCCUCCUCUGUCAGUAGCUGCUCGGAUUUCAGCUUGGACGACUCCCCCAUCUCUGUUUACUGCAAGGGGUUCUCCAGAGAAGAGUCCGAAUCCCCUGAAAAUCAGCCCAACGUCAUUCCCAUAGGAGACACCCAGUCACUAACUGACCAGGGGAGGACGUGUGAUGGAAGAGAUGCCAACCUCAACCCCACAGUGCUUCAGAGAUCGGACACCUUGGCUGGAGAGAGCCCAGACAGCCUCUGCAGCAGCACCUUGCUUGACUCCCAGUGCGAUGAGACCUCUCCCAGCGCCGUGCCACAGGGGACCACCAGCGUCUGCAUCGACCUCGACCCUAACUGCAACUCCCUUCCCAAUCCUGAUGCUGUGCCUCCGGCACCGCCGGCACCAGGACAGUGGGAUCCCAGUCUGAGCAGAGUUCCUGAGCCACAGCCCCGGGCUGGCAGUGUCCCCCCACCCGUGCCCCCUCGGCCCCGGAGACGGCUGCAGGUUCUCAAUGCGCAGAGAGCAGAGCAGCUGCUGCUGCCCACGGAGCCAGAGCCCAGCUCAGGCGACAUCUGCAGAGACGCAGGCAAGAAGACCAUCACCUCCUUCCAUGAGCUUGCCCAGAAGAGGAAGAAGAACACUGCUGGGCCCGCUCUGGCCCAGGCCAGGGCUGACCGGAGCGACUGGCUGAUCGUAUUCUCGCCUGACACGGAGCUGCCGCCCUCCAGCGAGCUGCUCUCCGGCGCCGUGGGCCAGGAGCCAGCGCGGCCCCAGCCCCAGCACGACUGGCUGGUAAAACCCCCCAGCUCCAGGCAGAGAGAGGUGACCACCUUCAAGGAGCUGCGGUACCGCAGUGCCUCCAACAAGCCCAGGGGCCAGCCAGCCGGCGAGCGGGCAGAGCCGGUGCCACCUCAGCACCUCCCUGCACCAGCCUCUGGUGGUGACGGCGCAGGCUGGGUGCCACCUGUGCCACUGGGUGCACACUUGCUGGCACCCAUGGAAAGUCAGCAGGCGAAGAGGAGGCGAUCCCGGCCAGGACUGCAGCCCAUCGCGGAGGCGCAGCCGGGGGCUGCGGAGGAGGGGGGGCUGCCAGCCUGGAGCUGCCCCUUGGGAGAGACGGGGCUGGGAUCCCUCCGUGACAAAGACACCCUGGUGCUUGGGAGGGUCGGGGGAGCCGGGGGGGACCCCCGGGUGCUGGGGUCAGCCGAGAGAGGAGAGGAGCCCCGCAGGGAGGCCCUGCUGAUCGCCGUCAGCGCCGCCGUGGACAAGAUCAUCGCCCACUUCAGCGCCGCGCGGAACCUGGUGCAGAAGGCCCAGCUGGGAGACAGCCGGCUCAGCCCAGACGUGGGUUACCUGCUGCUGCACACCCUCUGCCCUGCGCUCUAUGCCUUGGUGGAGGAUGGGCUGAAGCCAUUCCAGAAGGACGUUAUCACAGGCCAGAGGAAAACCUCCCCCUGGAGUGUGGUGGAAGCCUCUGUGAAGACAGGGCCCAACACCCGCUCUCUCCACUCUCUCUGCUGCCAUGUGGCUGGGCUGGCCCCUCUUACCAGCACCCGACAGAAGUUUCAUGCCUUUAUCCUUGGUCUUCUGAAUAUUAAGCAGCUGGAGCUGUGGAUUUCUCAUUUGCAGAAGAGCCCAGGUGUAAUCUCCGUGCUGUAUUCACCCACGGCCUUCUUUGCCCUGAGCCAAGGCCCUCUUCCCCACCUUGCCGAUGAACUGCUGCUGCUCAUCCAGCCCCUCUCAGUGCUGACUUUCCACCUUGACCUGCUCUUUGAACACCACCACCUCUCUAUGGAUGUAAGACCCUUGUCCCGUAGGCUGGAGUCACCCCUGUCUCCUGCCCAUCGCUCUGCUCAGGCUGUGCAACCUUCUCUGGAGGGCCAAAGCAGCACUGCAGGGGACAGCCUGGAAGAUGAGUUCCCUCCUGAUGCUCUGGGGAGGGUGGCUGGUGCAGACAGCAGCACAAGGUCCCAGUCCCAAGCAGCUGUGCCUGGGCUGGUCCCUGGGUCUGAGGUGGGAGCUGCCCUGCAGCAGACCUUCCAGCAUGUGCUGCGGUGGGGCGACCAGCUCAGUCGCACUUUCCUGGGAGCUGACAGCUCCCAGGAUACCCACAGGCCCGAGGCAGGCCCUCGGGAUGCCGGGACUGGCCUCAGUGGCUGGUGGGGCCAGCUGAGCCAGGCCUCCAGGAUUUAUGCUGCUCCUAGCAAGGAAAAGUUCCCCUUCAUCUGGUGGACAAAGCUGCGGGUGGCUGCGGGGGAUUCCAGCCCCAGCCAGGCUGUGCGACCCCAACCAUCCAUGAAUGAACCUAGAGGCACGGAGCUGCAGCUCCUUCAGACCAAAGCUGUCCCUGAACUCCCCGGUCCAAAGCCCAGCAGCCAUGCUGACACCUCUGGGACCUCUUGCCCUGAAGACCUCAUCGUGCCUGCUGGGGCUGGAGCACCCCCCAAGCCAGACGAUCCUGCUGCUGGAGAGAAUCUCCUGGCUGUUUCUCCAGAGCCAUGUGUGAAUAGGAAUCGGGCAGCACCUUCAGACCCAAAGGCAGGUGGUCCUCCUGGUCCUGAGAAGGGCAGCUGGCUGGGCCGGCUCUUUGGAGCCACCAGCCCCUCUGCCAGGAGCUUCUCUCCCAGUCCUGAUGCCAUCUCAGCUCGGUCCAGGAGACCUUCUAGCUGGCUGUCCCCCAGCGCACGUGUCCUGGCUGUGGUGGUGAAGGGGCUGGCGGCUGAGAAGCCCCAUGCUGAAGAACAGCCACAGAAGAACUCGCCCGAGCCGCCGCAGGCCCCCAGGGCAGUUCGGGCGCUGUGUGACCACACGGGCACCGCCGAUGGUCACCUGAGCUUCCAAAAAGGGGACAUCCUGCAGCUGCUCUCCACUGUGGAUGAAGACUGGAUCUGCUGCUGCCAUGGAAACAGCACUGGCCUAGUUCCUGUCGGUUACACAUCUCUCAUUUUGUGAGGAGGCGGUGGAGACCUGAGGCAGCAACUGAGCCCGCUGCAGCAGGUGCCACCUCUGGGAAAGCCUGUCUCCUGCCACAGCUUCACCUCCUUUGGGAUUGGCAGUGCUGCAGGGGACCCUGCCCCGGUCCCCGCCACUGCUGCUCCUUUGCAUGACAUUAUGUCUGCUGCGGGUACCUCCCAUGAGCCGCUGCUGCGCGUGUCCCCACAGAGCUGCUGGCACUUCACCGCGGCACCCGCUUGGGAACUGCUCUCGCUCAUGUUUCCCAGGGGAGGGAAGGGCCGCGGCCCCACGCGGUGCCCACAGUCCUGUGUGUUGUCUCCGUGCCCUCCUGUCCUGCCACUGCUACACGCCCUGCUCUGCCUCGCGGCCGGGGCUGGUGGCCCCAGCUGCCGAUGCGCAGGCCCAGCACCCUGUAAAUAGUUGUGACCACAGGAAUAAGCUUAUUCCAAUGGGGAAAAGCUGGAAAUAAAGGUUGUGACUCACGUA